This is a messenger RNA of Trachemys scripta elegans, 3324 nucleotides long. It is a transcript of the gene FRMD7, whose product is annotated as FERM domain containing 7. The transcript has 12 exons. Lineage: Eukaryota; Metazoa; Chordata; Testudines; Emydidae. Gene Ontology annotation, cellular component: cytoskeleton. Gene Ontology annotation, molecular function: guanyl-nucleotide exchange factor activity; cytoskeletal protein binding. The coding region runs from base 208 to 2313 and encodes 701 amino acids. The record is from RefSeq and is a predicted model, not a curated record.
UUGUGUUUCUCCCUAGGCAUUGCAUGCCUUUGCUUCCAGACCUCCCUCCAAAGAGAAGUCUGCAUCUGUGUAACAGUGGCUGCAGCCUUCUCCAUCCAGCUGAGAGUGAAAUUGUGUGUGAAAGAGGACUCAGGGUACCCUGUCUGGCACACAGCGCAGAUUACCAAGACUCCUGCACUUGCUGGCAGCUCAGCUGUGUGCUCAAGGAUGCUGCAUCUGAAAGUCCAGUUCUUGGAUGACUCCCAGAAGAUCUUUGUAGUGGAUCAAAAGUCCUCUGGCAAAGGGUUGUUCAACCUGAGUUGCAGCCACCUGCGCCUGGCGGAGAAGGAAUACUUCGGACUGGAAUUCCAAAGCCAGGCCGGAAACAAUGUUUGGCUGGAGCUUCUAAAACCCAUAACAAAACAGAUGAAAAAUCCUAAGGAGGUUCUUUUCAAAUUUAUGGUGAAAUUUUUCCCAGUGGACCCUGGACAUCUGAGAGAAGAGUUGACAAGGUAUCUCUUUACCCUUCAAAUCAAGAGGGACCUGGCAGUCGGGAGGCUCCCCUGCAGUGAGAACAGCACUGCGUUGCUGGUGUCGCACCUCUUGCAGUCUGAGCUGGGGGACUUUCAUGAAGAAACAGAUAAGAAGCACUUGGAGAGCCACCAGUAUUUACCCAACCAGGAAUAUUUAGAUGAUAAGAUCAUGCAUUAUCACCAGAAGCACGUUGGGAAGACGCCAGCUGAGUCGGACGUUCACCUGUUGGACAUAGCCAGGAAGUUAGAAAUGUAUGGGAUUAGACCCCACCCCGCGAGCGAUGGGGAAGGGACGCAGAUCAAUCUGGCUGUCACGCACAUGGGAGUGCUGGUUUUACGGGGGAACACAAAGAUCAACACAUUCAACUGGGCCAAAAUUCGGAAACUGAGUUUUAAGAGGAAACAUUUUCUAAUCAAACUACAUGCAAAUAUCUCUGCUCUGUGCAAGGACACCUUAGAGUUUACCAUGGCAAGCAGAGAUGCGUGCAAAGCAUUUUGGAAGACGUGCGUGGAGUACCAUGCUUUUUUUAGACUCUCCGAAGAACCAAAAUCCAAGCCCAAAGCCCUCCUGUGCAGCAAAGGUUCAAGUUUCCGCUAUAGCGGCAGAACCCAACGGCAGCUGCUGGAGCAUGGGCGCAAGGGGAAGGGGAAGAGCGCGCCGUUUGAGAGGAAACACUACCCGGCUCAGUACCACGAAAGGCAGUGCCGCUCGUCCCCAGACCUCCUCACAGACGUGUCCAAACAGGUUGAAGACCUGCGCCUGGCAUACGGCAGCAGAGCCUGUUACCGGAACACAAACGGGGUCCACGCGUCGGAUCCCAUGCUGGACAGCAGGAGGCGGAAUUCCUCCGUGGAGGUGACGUUCGCAGCGGAGCUGGAGCGCUCCAAGCCUGAAGCUGACCCCAGGCUCCUGCCCCAUUCCAAAAGCAGCUCUGCCUUCCCGUUGGCCUACGCCGAGCUGGAGCUGGAGUGGGAGCCGGCCGACGGCUUCGGGCAGCGCCGCCCGCUGACCUCCUUCCAGCCCAGCCACCAGCUUGCUGGGAACAGUAAAAGCACCUCGGUUGGCAACAUGAGGGAGGUCACCUCCAGGCAGCUGAGCUACACAGAUGUGCCCUACGUCCCUUCCGCCAGCCAGCCGCUGGAGACGACGUCUCCGCAAGUGUUCUUUUACGUGGACAGGCCUCCCUCGGUACCACGCCACACGCCACACGCCGCCGAGGAAGCAGGGAGAGGGCUGAGUGGCCCUGGCCCCAUGUCAAUGAAACCUUCCAAGAGAUGGCCGGGCCCGGCCCGGAUGAAGGAGCUGCAGCCCGAGGCCUUGCCCAGGACUUACUGCGUUAGCAGGCACCUGCAAGAGGAGAGCAGAGCCCUGGCUGGGGCUUUUGACUACAGCAUUCAAGAGCAACUGCCCAAAAGAUCCUGGAGCCAGUCCGAUAUGAAAACCAUCCAUUUCCCGUACGGGUCGGAGUUCAGGCCGCUGGGCCCUUGCCCUGCUCUGAGCAGUAGAAAAGCAAGUAUCUUACGGUCCAUGCUCGCCCAGCAAGGGCUUUCCAACCCCACUGCAGCUCCGCGCCCGGCCGAACGCGGCGUGGGCAGCGGGACCGAGUCCAGCGACUCCGACCCGGAUCUCCUGAACGCCGAUUACUACUCUCUGUAUGGCCGGGUAGGAAAGUCGCCCCUGGCCCGGGUGCGUCUGUCCUCGGGCAGCCUCCAGCUGGAGGAGGAGGAUGAAGAGGUGUCCUUUGCGACAAGCAGCGCAGAAGCAAGGACUUCAAUGGGCAUGUCCAAUUAUUUCACGUAACCGUCGCCAAUCGGCUUGAGAGCGCAGAGAUUUCCAAAGCCAGCUCGAAGGAACAGGAAAGUCAUUUUUGUGUGGUGCUGCUCCCUCCUCCUUGCUAAGCAUUGUGCCGGGUGAGUGUUGUGUGAGUGCAAUCAGCUGUAGAGACUGUGUUACUGGACGACAGGGGAGCUCUAGGACAUAAAGAUCUAGGCAACAGGCAAGAAAAAGUAGCCACCAGCGGGCACCCCAGCAAAACCUCCUACAUGGAGGUUCUCAACGAAGAGGGGUCAGCUAGUCACAUGCCUUGGGCUCGCCCCAAACUGCUAAAUGUCACAUCCAUGCUCCUCCGCGAGGGGAAUAGAUUAAAUGAAAGCUGCUAAAUGUCUGUUUCUAAUGGAGAGCGAGUGAGAUGGCCACUGGGAGCCUGUUUGGGAAGACUGGUGAGUGCGUUAACAGAACGUUUGUUAUGGCAGCUCCAUAUGCCCCAGCUCCUGAUCACAAAGGAACUCACUCUGUGAUGCCAACCGCCUGUAUUUUGACGCUGCCACAUAAUUAAUGAUGGCGAGGAGCGCCUCUCUUCUAACCACGGAUGGUGCAUCAGAGAGCCUCACCCAAGCCUCUAGACAGGUUGGCUUGGGUACAUCAGAGUUGCAGCCCAGUGUGUUGGCCACUGGCAUUCAGAUUUGUGUAGGGAGUGAAUGCCGCCUCUUCCCCAGCCACGCCAUCUUCAGCCAAAGACGCUGCCGAGAACCAUAUUUUGUACGUCUGUUUGUAAAUCGGUUUUGGCGGCUGCCCUGCAGGCUGCCCCCGCCCGCUGUGAUGCGGGAGGUACUUCCCAUUACCACUGACGGUGUCUUUGCCACUCACAUCCACCUCUCUCCUUCCUUCCGCUACGAGACAGCAUGUGGCCAUACAAGCUACCCGGUGUGGGCCCAAACCUGGGAGGAGAGACACACGCUUCGCCCUCAGAGACACACGCUUCUCGACCCCUAAAUUCAAGCGAGCAGCCGAGAGACCUGGGCGGAAUCACUG